AUGAAUGCACUAAAAUAUGUCACUAGUAAUUGUCAAACCAAAACUGACUAUAGGCCUUUUUUUCUUUAUUGUUUUUUUGAGAAUAAAUACCAGUUUCUUCAAGAUGAAGUUUCAUCUUCAGUGUCACAACUUGCAACAAAGGUUCAAGGUGCAAGUUUCCGGGGCUGGAAGGAGGUGACAUCUAUGUUCAAUAAAGAUGAUGAGCAGCAAUUGCUAGCGGGAUGCAAGUCUCCCAAAUCCAAAGGAACAAACCUAAAGUUAAAGGAAGAGAUGAAGUCUGAAAAGAAACCAGGUUUUUGGGACAGUUUGGUGAUCAAGCAGAAUGUCCCAUCUAGGAAACCAGAUGAGAUUGAGGGGUGGGAACCACCACAGAUUGCCACUGCUGACUCUACCAGUGAUGCAGCAGCUACUUUAAGUGACUAUACAGCCUGGUCAGGCUGGGAAGAUGAAACCAAAGGCUCCACAAAAUACACAAACCUGGCCAGCUCAGGAAACAGCUCCAGGUGGAGUAUCAAAUCAGCUGGAAAGCUGGUUAGUAUUAGACGUCAAAGCAAAGGUAACCUUACUGACAACUGGGAAGAACUGGAAUGAUAUUGGUAAUGUGAAUUA
Molecule: messenger RNA, 609 nt
Organism: Chaetura pelagica (chimney swift)
Lineage: Eukaryota; Metazoa; Chordata; Aves; Apodiformes; Apodidae
Gene: TDRP
Product: testis development related protein
Biological process (GO): spermatogenesis
Cellular component (GO): nucleus; cytosol
Source: RefSeq, a predicted model, not a curated record